GAGAGACCCUGGAAAUUUGUCCUAAAGGCCUCAAACCUUCCGGGGCUUCUUUUAUUACUUCUUUCUCUGAAUCGGCUCACCCGCCCUCACCCGCUAUCCUCGCCCUUUGGCUUUGUCAUUGCCGCUACUCCAUAAGAGCUCACCAAGGCAGCUUGCUUAACUGCGUAGUUUGCCCAAUUGGCUCCGGAGAAGACUCCUUUGCCACAUAACCCCUUCCCCCAUCCGUCCUCUCUCCCCUUCGGCACGCUGCAGCUUCGACUCGACCGUAACCGAAUACCAAACACACACCAAAUAUCAACAUCAUGGCUGACACCAAGAAGGCCGCUGCGGCCGAGUCCACCGACGCAAAGUCGGGACGUCCCGCCAUGCCUGAUGAGGCCGCUUACCAGCAGAAGCUCAAAGCUGCCGAGGCCGAACACAAGAAGUCCAUGGACAAGUUGGCCGCCAUCCGCGCCAAGAUCGACCUCGCUAUGCCUAGCAAGGACAAGGAGAAGCAGAGCCCUACCCAGAAGCGCCGCCAGGAGCUCAUCGCCCAGGCCAACGAAAUUCGCCAGAAGCAGGGUGCCGGGAAGAACGCCCGCGCCGGCAAGCUCGAUCAGAUCAAGCGGCUCGACGAACAGCUGCGCAGCCGCAUCAAUGAGCAAAAGAUGGCGCGGUCCAAGGCCCCCUUCAAGAACAUCGACGAGCUGGACCGCCAGGUCGACAGUCUGGAAGCCCAGGUCAACUCGGGCACCAUGAAAAUCGUCGACGAGAAAAAGGCCUUGGCCGAGAUGUCCUCCCUCAAGAAGCAGCGCAAGAACUUCUCCCAGUUUGAGGAGGCCGAGAAGCAGAUCGACGACCUCAAGGCCAAGAUCAAGGAGAUCAAGGACUCGAUGGAUGACCCCGAGGCCAAGGCCAUGAGCGAGCAGUACUCCAAGAUCCAGGCCGAGCUGGACCAGAUCAAGGCCGAGUCGGACGAGGCCUACAAGAACCUGUCGGCGCUGCGCGACGAGCGCACCCGGCUCCAGGCCGAGCAGCAGGAGAAAUACCAAGCGAUCCGCCAGAUCAAGGACGAGUACUGGCAGCAGAAGAAGGCCGCGCAGGCCCACGAGCGCGAGGCCCGCGACAAGGCCCGCGAGCGCCGCAAGGCCGAGCAGGAGCGCUACGUCCUCGAGCGCAAGAAGGCCGAGGCCGAGAGGCUGCUCGCCGAGGCCAGCGAGCCCGCCUACCUCGACGAGAUCCGCCGCGCCAACAGCCUGCUCCUGUUCCUCGACCCCUCGGCGGUCAAGACCGAGAAGGCCCCCCUGCUGGCGAACCGCGGCCUGGGCGCCCAGCCGGAGCGCAAGGUCGACGAUGCCAACAUCCAGGGCACCAAGCUUCCCAGCAAGAAGGACCGCGAGGACGAGUACCUUCCCGCCGUCAAGAAGGGGAAGAAGGGCAAGAAGGGUGGUGCCGCCGCCGCCACCGCCGCCGCCACCGCCUCGUCUGGCUCUGACAGCGGGAAGUUCAACUGCCCGCCCUCGGUCGUGGAGGACUGUGCGUUUAUGGGCAUCGACCCGCCCAUGAGUGCUGCCGAUGUCUCGCCCGUGGCUGAGAAGGUCAAGGCCAAGCUCGCUCACUGGCAGGAGGACCAGGCUGCUGAAACUCAACGCAACAUCGAAAAGGCCAAGAAGAAGAUCGAACAGCUCGAGGCCGAAGAGGCGAAAGCGAAUGCCGCCAACGGCACCGACGACACCAAGGACGUCAAGGAAGUCAACGGAAACGAUGACAAGGCCGUCGAGGAGGUGACCAAGGAUCUGAAGGAGACCACCGUCGAGGAGGGCGAGAAGGCAUAGAUGGCUCCCUUCGACAACGACCAUCUCCCACCAAUUAUCUCAUAUCGGCGGACGGUUUCCUAGACACUCCGCCCAAUCCAUUUUUUUAUGAAGCCUUGUUGUUGCGAGGGAGGAAGCGAAAAAGUGUGAUGGGGUGCGG
This is a messenger RNA of Sodiomyces alkalinus F11, 1953 nucleotides long. RefSeq lists its product as hypothetical. Gene Ontology annotation, molecular function: mRNA binding. The record is from RefSeq and is a predicted model, not a curated record. Gene Ontology annotation, biological process: intracellular mRNA localization. Gene Ontology annotation, cellular component: ribonucleoprotein complex; endoplasmic reticulum; nuclear outer membrane-endoplasmic reticulum membrane network. Lineage: Eukaryota; Fungi; Ascomycota; Sordariomycetes; Glomerellales; Plectosphaerellaceae. The coding region runs from base 303 to 1814 and encodes 503 amino acids. The transcript has 3 exons.